Vicia villosa (hairy vetch) is the source of this 8710-nucleotide messenger RNA. RefSeq lists its product as uncharacterized. Bases 3694 to 4008 code for a protein of 104 amino acids. The record is from RefSeq and is a predicted model, not a curated record. NCBI's taxonomy places the organism in Eukaryota, Viridiplantae, Streptophyta, Magnoliopsida, Fabales, Fabaceae. Gene Ontology annotation, biological process: translation. The transcript is spliced from 2 exons. Gene Ontology annotation, cellular component: ribosome. Gene Ontology annotation, molecular function: structural constituent of ribosome; protein binding.
CCAAUUUCUCAAUGACAUUUCUAGAAUUGCAGCGAAUUUUAUUCAACAUUUUAACGUUGAUAUAAGAAAAAACAGUCCAAUUAUGAUGGACUUUGAGCCCAACAGAUAUAAAUUGGUAAAAAACAGCAACGCCGGGAACAUACUCAAAAGUGCGGUUGUGACGGCGGCUAGGGCAUCAGAAUAUAUCCCUCUCCAAAGAAAAAUCUCCAAAUCAACCGGAGUAACUUCAAAUUCUUUCAUUCCUCUCCUUCCAAAUCAACCAAGGAUCACUGAUAAUGGGAAGAGUAGUUACUAGGAGCCAGAGACUUAAAUUAUUAACCAGUUGCAAUGACGAUUCAAAUUCCAAGAGAUGUAAAGUGAUUUCAAAGGUGCUGCUUCCUCAAGACUUGCUGCUUCAUAUUCUUACUUUGCUUCCUCUCAAAUCUCUUAUUAACUCUGCAAGGUAUGUUUGCAAAUCUUGGGCCACUACUAUUCGAACCUCCCAAUUUGCUCUAGCAUGCCUAACACAUUCUAAACCCGGUCUUUUCGUUCAAAAUCAUCAACAUCGUACUGCUUAUUUCUUGGAUAUUAAAGAUUGUGUGAAUGGUCAGUUUGAAUUUGAAAGGACUGGUAUGGUAACAAUUUUGGGAAAAGUUGUCAUUUACGAUUCUUGUAAUGGCAUAUUGUUGCUUCUACUACCGAACGAGCGUCUUAAGCAAAUACAACCUUGUCUCGUCAACCCCAUCACCAAGUCUUGCUUUAGAACUCCUCCUUUACCCAGGACGCCACAAAGACCUUUUCGACUUUUUUUUGAAUCGACUUUAGUGUGUGUCCCCUAUACUGCCAAAUUCAAGCUCUUCUUCCUAGACAUCCAAGAUGUUUCAGGUGUUGAUUAUUAUGUUUUCUAUGUCCUAACAAUUGGAAUAGGUAACUCAUGGAGAGAAAUAGAUAGAAAAAAAGUUCCUUACGGGGGUAGUUAUUGGCAACCACUUUAUGGAGGAGGCAAUUAUCUUUACUGGAUAACUGGUGGAGACCAUGCAGUAACUGUCGUGGAUGUUGACAAGGAAAUUACCGCUGGAAAAUUUUCACUUCCCCCUGUGCCCAUGUAUUGUGCUGUUGAGGAUGUUGAGACAUUCUUCACGAACAUGAAUACAAAGUUCUUAUGGAUGGGAAAUCAGCUUUCUUGCAUUGUGAUUAAAGAUUUUAAAACAUUUAAAAUCUACCUUUUGGAUUUUGAGUCUGGAAAAUGGUCUCUUUAUCAUGAUAUGGGACAUUUUGAUUGUGUGGCUGCUUCUGGUCAUGAGUUUAUUAUUUGUGAUAUUUGUUGCUGGAUCCACGAUCAAAUCAUCUUUAGUCUCUUCUCUAAAGAAAGAAAGAGGCAUCUAGACAGGAUAAUAAACAACUUGCAUUUUAGUUACAGUGUCAAAACUAGAAAACUAACAAAGAUUGAGGGCAUUUCCAUGGGUGAUCAAGUAAGGCUUCACACCAACAGUCUAAUUUCAUUGCCAAGUACUCCAACAUAGUUAGGUUUCUUGGUACAAUAUAUUCACCGGUAAUCUUAAUAUUUAUUUAUCUUUGUUGGGUACAACAAGUAUUUAUGUUUAGUUAUGAAUGUUGGCUUUGGCCAGAUUAAUUUUUAAGAUGGUUAUUUUAAUUUAUUUAUCUAACUUGAAGAUGGAAAUAUUACAUAGGUGUUUACCUAGUUAGUCUACUUAUUAUUAUUAUUAUUAUUAUUAUUAUUAUUAUUAUUAUUAUUAUUAUUAUUAUUAUUAUUAUUAUUAUCAUUAUUAUUAUUAUUAUUAUUAUUAUUAUUAUUAUUAUUAUUAUUAUUAUUAUUAUUAUUAUUCUUUAGCCUUGCUUAUUCUGUUUGAUGAUGACUUAGUUGGGCUCUCUAUUUCUUUUCUUUUCUGCAAAAGCCUAGAAUAUAAUUUAAAUCACAAUGUGGGAGUUUGGUAUUUGCUCAAGGUUAUUUUUAUUAUUAUUCAUCAUAUGUAUGCAAGUGUUAUGCUAGUGUUUGAUUCCUUGUAAAUUGUAAUGGUAGACAAUUUUAUAAUUUGGAAUAAUGUUUUUUGGGUCAAAUAGCCAUGUGGUUGGAAUUCAUCUUUAAAGAUGAAUAAAUGGGGUGUCGCGGGUCCUGUACAACUGUCAAAUUGGCCAACUCUAAAUUCCAUACAUGCACUAAGUAGAGAGCUCCCUACUUACAUCUCAUUAAGUUUUCAUGCCCUCUGAAAUUUGUUGGCCCUACAAAGCAAAUAAAUUUAUUUGAAAUUCAGAGGAAUAUUGUGGCUUGAGAGGCAAUCUGCUACUAUUUGUUAUCUUGCAUGAACUGAGAGAAUUCAAUUAGUGUUAGCAGUGAUCAUUUUAUUCUACUUAGAAAGUAUGCUUAUGUUGAAGAAACAAAACAUCGUAGUAAUGUUAUCAUAACUCAAUAAUUUUAUCUCUGCAACUGCAAUAGUGAAUAGUAGUACCAAACUGUUUCUGAAAUUUGAUUUGUGUUGUUUUUGUAAGACCUGAGUUUCUAAGAAUCAUGAUAAUGGUUUUGACAAGGACAAAAAUUGUGAACAUUACCACACCACCAUCUAUUAAGUUUGGAGAAUGUUUUGUGCUGGUAAGGUUUAAGAAUAUAAAUGAUUGGUUAACUAUAAUGCCAACAACUGCCUUAUGAAUGAAGAGAAAUCACAUGCAUAUUCAUUAUAACCUUCAUAUUUAAUAGUCAUAUUAUAAAUUAACAGUUGGAUUGAAUUAUAUUAUUUUCCAGCCUAGGAAACCCAAUUUUAACGAAUUGUAGAUGUAUAUUUGAGGAAUGGGUUCAUAGAAGAAUGUUUAAGUAAAAUCAGUCAAUAUAGUGUGGCACUGCUGGAAGAUAAAUAAGAUCGUAAAUAUGAUCUAUGAAUAGUACGUAUGUAAGGGAAGGUUUAGUUUCUAAAAUCGGAGGGAGGGAACUUAAUCUAAUAAUAACAAGUCUUGUUUAUCUAAAAAUUAAAUGUUAUAGGAUAUCAACUUCAAAAGGAAUAUCCCAUUUCCAUAUUCUUGAAGUUGGGAAGACAAUGGAAUUUGUCAAACACUUGCAACAUAAUUACCGCAUUUGCAAUACUAUGUGGUAGGUGGUGUGGAUACGGUACACACAUUAGGUUCCCUUUUUUAAGUAGUGGUACACAGGGUUUAUACACGAUAUCAACAUGAAGUUGCUUAUCAGCGGCUGCGCAGCUCUAUUACCUUUAUAUAUAAGAAUUGAUGUUUAGAUGAUUGAUCCCUCAACUACUUCUCUACUUUGAUUCUCCAUAAGUCUUAUGGCCGUGCAAUCGAGUUGGAUAAUAAGAUGGUCUUUGCUUUGGUUGAAAGUGGAAAUAUCUCGUUGACACUUGGUCAAUUCGAAUCUGACAUUUUGAAUUAUAAUUAUAAUUUGUCUGGUAUAUUAUCCGUGCUCCUAAUAGCGCUUUCAUAGUGGCGCUAUGGCGGCGCUAUAGCAGUGCCAUCAUGGUUUGAACAACUUUCUAAUAACUAUUUGUAGGCGAACUCUAAUGUAGUUAUCACGGAUACAAACUAUAAAUGACCUUCCUUUUUUCGUUGCAAUGCAACUUCUUCUAGAGCAAACUAAGCAUUAAUAUUUGCCUGUGUUUUUAGAGAAAUGAGUUUUCUUUUUCUGCUGUUGUAGCUGUUCUCAGAAUCAGAAGAGUUUGUAAUUGUGUUCGCUUCAUUUUAAUUUCACUAGAUAUGAACUCAGUUGCGAGACGCAUAUCGAGGUUAUUCAGGCAGUCAGGUUACGGAACUGAGCCUCUUACUGCUCAGCGUCAGCAAAGCAGAGGCAUACGAGUGCAGGUGUAUAAUAGAAAUCUGGAAGGGGCAUUGGCAUUGAUGCAACGUAAGAUGACAUCGAGUGGGAUCGAGAGGAUGAUAAAGAUUGAACAGAGGUUUCAUAUAAAAAACUCGGAGAAGCGCGUGUUGGCACAAAAGAAUUUGCAGCGUAGGCUUCGAUCACAGGAUCUUGCUAGGAAACUCAAGGCUAUUAUGAUCAAGAAAGUCAGGUAAUUGUUUCGUAUAUCAGACUGAUUUUCAUGCCUUAAAAUAUAGAAUACGAUGCACCUUGAUAAGAAACUUUAUGCCGUUAUCAUCACUAAAUUCAGGUCACAGUGCCUGCACCAAAAAGACAUGUUUUUAUCGUUUUAUUACAAUUGUAGCUACAAUAAUUUUCUCUCUAAUACUCAUAUUUCCUGUCUUGUUUGACCAUUCUAUCAUCAGAAGAUAACAAAAGUGCAAUCUCGUGAGCAUAGUGAUAUGUGAAUUUUAGCUGAGAUGAAAGAAUUUUGUCUUAGAUGUUAAGUUAGCGCCAAUAUCUGAUGAGAGUAAAUUGGGAACUUUUAGUUGAAGUAAUUUUGUUUUGCCUCGAACAUUAAUUUACUUGCAGACAUUGACAUGGAAGUUAUAUUGUUUUUGUAUAUGUUCAUUUGUUCACAGAUUAAUUCUUAGUUUUGUGAUAAUGAUAUCCUAUGUGAAUCAUUGUUAUGCAUGAAGGAGAAUCUUGUUGCAAACUUUUGAACCGCUAUUUUAAAUUGCAGUGUUAUCAAAUUGCCCCGCCAUGGCCGCUAUGGCGGAUAUACAUGGCGGUUUUUGGGUUCGCCGCAAUGAUAAAUAUAGGGCGCCAUUGCAGUUUUUUCCGCCAUAAUCCGCAAUAGCGGCGCCACAAAGCGGCUGGUAUGGCGGGAUUUUGGCUCUCCGCCAUAGACCGCCAUCGACAACACUGUUAAAUUGACACAAGUACAUGUCAUUUAAUUACUUCAAAAGUCCAGGGAUUGAGAGGGAAAACAUUCAACAUCUAGUUCUCUGGUCACCCCCUUUUUCCAACCAAAUGUAGAGGCAUUUUUUCAGUUUCUAGUAUUCUCUUAUCAUAUUGAGUUGUAUAAAUAAUUUGAAAAGUCCAUAACUCUAUUUUGUUAAUAACUUAUUUUUUCCCGAACCACUUAUCUUUCUUGUUCCACUUUGUGUGAGGCUAGGCAAGUUUCUAUUCUUUUUGAGUUGGGAAUUAGAAAAACUUAUAUUGAAUCGAAGGUGUAUUUUAUCAUCGAGUAAACCACCAAAUUGGUUCCUAAAAUUAUGAAUAUUUCAAAAAGGUUAACGAAUCUAUUAAAUGGUAAUGGUUAUUGGCAACCACUUUAUGGAGGAGGCAAUUAUCUUUACUGGAUAACUGGCGGAGACCAUGGAGUAACCGUGGUGGAUGUUGACAAGGAAAUUACCGCCGAAAUUUUUUCACUUCCCCCUGUGCCCAUGUAUUGUGCUGUUGAGGAUGUUGAGACAUUCUUCACGAAAUUGAAUACAUAGCUCUUAUGGAUGGGAAAUCAGCUUUCUUGCAUUGUGAUUAAAGAUUUGAUAACAUUUAAAAUCUACCUUUUGGAUUUUGAGUCGGAAAAUGGUCUCUUUAUCAUGAUGUGGGACAUUUUGAUUGUGUGGUUGCUUCUGGUCAUGAGUUUAUUAUUUAUGAUAUUUGUUGCCAGAUCCACGACCAAAUCUUCUUUAGUCUCUUCUCUAAAGAAAGAAAGUGGCAUCUAGCCAGGAUAAUAAACAACUUGCAUUUUAGUUACAAUGUCAAGACUAGAAAACUAAAGAUUGAGGGCAUUUCCAUGGGUGAUCAAGUAAGGCCUCACACCAACGGUCUAAUUUCAUUGCCAAGUACUCCAACAUAGUUAGGUUUCUUGGUACAAUAUAUUCAUUGGUAAUCUUAAUAUUUAUCUUUGUUGGGUACAAUAAGUAUUUAUGUUUCUAUUUAUCCAUGAAGCCACUAUUUGAUAACACUGCUUGUAGUUCAGAAAGUUCAGAACAGUGUUACCUCUUUCUUCUAUAUGGGAAGGAUGGAUUAAGUAUGUCUCUGCAUUUAUGCAUCUGGUUCAUUUAGUUAGCUGUCACUAUCGGCUAUCAUAUGAAUAAAAUGAUUGUUUGUUACGAAUCGUAUUCCAAAUUGCAUAAAAGGAUUGUUUCUCACUGAUCAUAUUCCAAAUUGUAAUGCAUUUAGUAAUUCAUAUUUUUUUACUUUUUGAAAUAGAUUGCUAGUAGAUCUGAGAUAUUUGACGACCUCUUGAGUUCAUGUAACGAGCCAUUCAAACAAAGAAUUGUAGAUGGAGUGAAGUUGACAUUGAAUCUAGUUUUCUCAGGGCAAGUUGGUAUGAACAUGAUAUUAACCUUCAUUGAAUUAUAGUUGGUAUGAAUAUUAAUUUUUUGUAUUUUUUUUUUUUGAUUUCGUACGAGCAUCCAAUGUUUAUAGGCUGGCCGACAAAAAAAAGGCAACCAAGAUAAAAACUAAAAGUUUGAAGAUCCUUGCGAAUUGCUAAAAAUAAUUUGAGGAAAUUCACAUUAAUUCGUAAAAACAUCGAACGAUUUUCUGCAUUUCAAAAAAAAUCUUUUGGGAAGCCUAAGAAAAUGAUAUUUGGUAGUAGAAAAAAUGAUACCGAAGAUGUUAUUGUGGGUAAUGUCUUCGGUAUCAAUGGAAGGCUACCAAGUAUCAUUUUUUUAGGCUUCCCAAAAAAAUCAAUUUGAGAUGCAGAAAAUUGUUUGAUGUUUUUACGAAUUCGCGAAUUUGCGUGGAUUUUUUUGCAUUAUUCUUAGCAAUUUGCAAGGAUCUUUGAGCUUUUAAUUUUUCUCUUGCUUUUUGCUUUUUUGUCGAUCAGCUUAUAACUAUGUUUUUUUGUCGAUCAACUUAUAACCAUUAGAUGCCCGUACGAAAUUUGCAAAAAAAUACAAACAAAAAAUAUCAUCUUAAAAAAGAUAAUGUUCAUACCAACUAUAAUUCAAUGAAUGUUAUAAUUCAAUGAAUGGCGAUAUCAUGUUCAUACCAACUUGUCUCAAGAAAACUAGAUUCCGUGCCAACUUCACUUCAUCUACCAUUCUUUGUUUGGAUGGCUCGUCACAUGAACUUAAGAAAUCGUCGAAUAUCUCAAGAUCUACUAGCCAUCUCUUUCAAGAAGUAAAAAAAUAUGAAUCACAAAAUGUCUACUGCAAUUUGGAAUAUGAUUCGUGACAAACAAUAAUUAUGCAAUGAUGUUACUGUUUCAAAUUUGGAACAAGGUGCCGUUGAACAAACCGAAGAGAUUGAACAAGCUGCCGUUGAAUAAGCCGAAGAUGUUGAACAAACUGUCGGUGAACAAACAAAAGUGAAAAUCAAAACUGUUGGCAGACCUAAGAAAAGGAGAUCUAGUAGAAUGACAAAACCUACCCCUCUUUUUGUCGAACUAGAUGCAAAUAUGUUCAACAAGAUCGGAAUGUUGAACAUGCUACAAAUGUGGGACUAACUUUGAAUGUUGAACAUGCCUUCAAUUUGGAGUACGAUGACAACAAAAUCAGCAGCUUGGGACUAGCUACAAAUGUUGACCAUGCCUCCAAUUUUAAGGAUGAUGAGAUUGUUGAUCUUGCUUCUAAUAUGAAGGCUGAAGGCUGCGAUUGUUGAUCAUGCUUCCAAUUUGGAAUCCGUGACACCUGUUGUCCUUUAGGAACCAUCUUUGAAAGCUACUGCAGUGUCAAUGUGUCAAUGUGGACCGCAUAAUCUCGAGGCAGCUGAUAAUCUAGAACUUGGACCCUAUAAGGAGUAAACCAUCUUUGAAGUCGGUUGCCUUUUUGGACCUUAUAAGAAAAAAAACCAUCUUUGAAACCUGCUACUGUUGGCAGUGCCAAUGUGCAGCAAUUUGCAAAUCGUAAGCAAAGUAAACUAUUCUAAAUUUUUAUGUUUUUGUAUCUUUAUUUAACACCUACUUUGAUAUAAUAGCUACAUAGCCUUUCAAGACAAAAAUUCUUAAUGAAACGUAUAAUUUUCUAUAUCAUGUCUUGUAUAUCUUUCAUAUACUUGUUUCUAUGAUUCCUUCUAAUUGCAUAGAUUGGUCACAGAGACACACUGACCGAGAGUCUUUCAUGUGGUUUUGUUACCAUCACCUAAAAUUAAUUAGCACCCAAAUUGUUAUGAUAUCUGAAUGCUGACCCUUUAAUUAGUUUUUAUUUUUAUUUUUUAUUAUUUGUUAAGAAAGAAUGCAUUUUUUUUCUCAGUUUUACAUUUCUAGAGUUCAUGAAUACUCCCUCCGUCCCAAACUAUAAGAGAAAAAAAGACAUUUUUCUUAUCCCAAAAUAUAAGGGAAAAAAAUUAACUUUCAUCUUUUCAAGAUGAAAUUAAAUACAAAUUGCAUUUAAUUUAUUUUCUCUCUCAUUUUUUCUAUAGGCAACCACCAAUUAGAAUUGUUUUUACAUAUUUCCAAGACAAUUAUUACAAGAAAGUUAUAAAAAAAUCAUCAUCUAAAUUAUUGUGUUUUUACUUUUUCUUAAUAAGUGUGUUUUUUAUUUUUUCUCUUAUAUUUUGGGACGGAGGGAGUAGGUUAUAAGGUUAGUUUAGUCAAAGAUUUUUUUUUCUUUUGAUCACUACUACCUCUUGUCUCAUUUAUAAGAAAAGAUUCUCUUUUUAGAUAUAUUGAAUAAGUAAUGUAUCCGGACAAUAUGUUGUUCAAAUACAUUAUUUAUUCAAUGUAUAUAGAAAGGGAAUCUUUUGUUAUAAAUAGGACCAGGGGAGUAUUAUAUUUAAUCUUUUUGCUACAAUUUUAAAUGAUAUUUAUUUUUAAAAUAGAGUGAAUAGUCAACCGUAAAACUAUUAUUUUUUAAUCUGUGUGCUACUAUUUUAAAUGACUUAAUUGAUUUUUUAGAAGAAGGGAAUUGCUUAUAUCACUUAAAAUAUUGGAAAUGAAAAUUUAAAAAAUUUCGGUUGACU